Rotaria sp. Silwood1 is the source of this 2748-nucleotide messenger RNA. NCBI's taxonomy places the organism in Eukaryota, Metazoa, Rotifera, Eurotatoria, Philodinida, Philodinidae. The record is from the annotation of a GenBank genome assembly.
AUGAAUGAACAAUGUUCUUGUAAUAAUCAUAAUGAAAUGUAUAAAAUAAUUGAAAAUUAUCGUUCAAUUCUCAAUCGAAAACAACAAUAUAUAUCUAGUUGGAAAAUUUUUGAUAACAAUGGAAAAAUUAGUUUCAUACAUGGUAGUAAAUUUCGAAAACAUACUGAUGCACUAGUCAUUUGUUCAAAUAAGAUCUGUCUUAUUAAUCCAUGGUAUAAAUAUAUUGAUAUAAAUAAACAAUUUCUCUCAAUUUUAAAACAAAAUCAAUAUUAUAAAAUAUUCGAAAUUGUUUUACUUGAAUGUAAUUGUUUAACAAAUUUACAUAAAUAUGAAAUAGCAAUUAUGCAAUGUCCAUGUCUUGAACAAUUAAAAACUUACUGUACAUAUUGUCGAUUAAUUUUAAUCAUGACAGUACAUUCAAAUAUUUUAUUAUCUCAUCAAUUUUUAAAAAACGUUAGUCAACAAACAAAAAUUUCAUUUUCAUUAGAUUUUUUGCAUGAUGAAAUUAAUAUUCAUGAUCAUUUUUGCAGUCAAUUAGGACCAUAUAAAUAUCAACGUACAGUUCAAAUUCAAGUUGAAUCAGAACAAGUUCUUCGUGCUAUUACGCAAUAUGAAAGAAAUAUAUUAACAAAGAAAAAAUCCAUAAAUGCUGUCCACACAUUGUUUCUGUCAAAGGCAAUUGAUGAAGAUGCUGAUAGUUCUUUAGUAGAACCUCAGACGAUUGUUCUUUUACAAGAUGAUAAUAUUAAACAAAAUUCAUCGCAAUCAAAUAUAGAAAAUCGUUCACCGAUUAGUUCAAUAUCUCUUCCUUUUCUUUCACAAAAAAAUUUUUCAAAAAGUAUUGUACGAAAAUUUCAUUCAAACAUUUCACUAUCAUCACAACAUACAAUUGAACUAAAUAAAGGUUUGUUAUUAGAAAAAUAUAUAAGUCAAGGAACACAAACUAAAUUGUUUGCUAUUCUAUUACCACAAAGUCCAUUAAGUAUAAUGAAACACGCUAAAAUUGCUGAUCGAACAUUAGUCAAUGUGACACGAGCUUGUCAAGUAAAUACACUUUCAUAUUUAAUUAAAACAGAUAGCAGUCAAACAGAAAUACAACAUUCAUUAGAACAUAUUUCGAAUGUUAAGCAAAGAGUUUUUGAAAAUGAAAUUCAAUUAAAUCAAGAAUUAUUAUCUAAAGAAAAAACUUCAUCAACAGAAACAAAGCAUCAAAAGUUAAUGAAUUAUAAAGAUCAUGAACAAAUAGUCGAUGUACCUACUAUUAAAUUCGAUCAAGGUGAAUUACUUGAUGAUUUUCAAGAAGAAAAAUUUAAUUCAACAUCAAUAAACGAAAAGAUUUAUUCGAACGAAGAACAAAAUGAAGGAUUCAUCAUCAUGCCAUCACCAGUCAAAUGUAUUAACACUUGUGAUACUGUUGAUUUAGAUGAAUCCAUUACUCCAGUGACUUCUCUCAUUAACAAUGACAUAAACUUAACUAUACAUACAUCCAAUCUCGAACAUCCUGAUACGCAACUUAAGAUCUAUAGAAAAUUAUUCAAUAAUUCCAAUAUUCAUAUAAUCAAAUGCUCUACCAAUAAUAAUAACAAUGAGCAAUUAACAUCCAUCCAAAGAAAUCAUUCGUUAGCAUCCGUUGGUCAUUUAUCAUCAAAUUCUUAUCAAACAUCAAAAUUAUUUCGUUUAAAAAUAAAUUCCUAUCGAAUAUUAUAUCGAAAAAGACGAGAAUAUCGAAAUAAAACACGUAUUUAUAAUUUUCUUCAACGUCUGUAUCGUCGAAAAAAACCAAAGAUUUCUCAGUUACAUCUCUUUGAACAUCAUUCUCCAUCGUAUUCAACAUCAUCAUUCAUGAUAGCAACUGAUCAUUGCAAACAAUUUGAUAAUUGUUUAUUGACUACUCAAACGAAUACAAAUAAACACCAUACACCAUAUCAUCGACGACAACAAUCUAUUGUUAAUUUACAUUUAAAUAAUUCUGAUAUGAAUUGUCAAUAUAAAGCAUAUGAUCACAUAAUAGUAGCUAGAGCAUCAAAAAAUUCUACAGCUUGUAAACAAUUACAAACAUUAUUGAAUAAUCAUGAUACUUUUUUAGAACAACUUAUCGAUUCACAACUUAUAUUAACAUGUAAUGAUGAUUAUAGAUCAAUUUGUAUUCUUAUUGAUGAUCAUAAACAAUCAGAACAAUAUCGAUCAUCAUUUCUUCAUUAUAUUUAUACAACUUUAUCAAAAACUCUUAAAAAAAUUUUUGAAAAUGAUUCAAUACAAUUAACAUGUAUGAAUUUAGCUUUUUUUAAUAAUUCUCUAUGUGAUAUUAUUAAUAUGCAACGAUUACGUUUAAUUGACACAGGUAGAAAAAUAGUUCUUCAACCAUCAUGUGAAACAUCAUUAAGAACUCUUGAUGAUAUUAAUAUAGCCAUGAAUCGUCUCAGUACAAAAAUGUCAUUUGCUCAUCAAAUAUUUAUCAUUAAUUUUUAUAGUGAACGAUCAUCUGCAUCUGGUUCAUUUCUCUUUUUACAAUUAGCGCCUAUUUGUUCUAUACAAUCAAAAGGUUUACUAACUAAUUUAAAUUCAACGACUUAUUCCGUAUUAAAUUUAAUAAGACAAUUAAGUAAUGGUCAAUUAUUCAACCAUAAUAGAGCAAAACGAUAUCUUUUGAAUGAUUAUUCAUUAAAUCGUCUUUUGAAAAAUUAUCUCUUUUCUCCACAACAAACAAUGACUGUUCUUACAAUCAAAUCUAAAGUACAACAACAAUAA